Messenger RNA from Halteromyces radiatus, 1413 nucleotides. RefSeq lists its product as uncharacterized. The transcript has 2 exons. The record is from RefSeq and is a predicted model, not a curated record. NCBI's taxonomy places the organism in Eukaryota, Fungi, Mucoromycota, Mucoromycetes, Mucorales, Cunninghamellaceae. Gene Ontology annotation, molecular function: metal ion binding. Gene Ontology annotation, cellular component: nucleus. Bases 1 to 1413 code for a protein of 470 amino acids.
AUGAACUUUCAACAUAUUAAUCGUCCUACUACUCACAACAAGUCACUUAUUUUGAACAAUGUAUCUUCUACUCAAAGAUCGACACAACCAGCCAUCUCUCACUCUACAACCUAUCGACCUCCUCCUCCUACGUUUUACAGCAAUAAAUCAGUCAGCAUACCUGGACAUCAUAAAUCCUUAGUUAUCAAUAAUAACAGUACCCCCAACAACAACAGUAGUAGUAAUAGUACUAGUAGAGUAACUUCUGGUCCUCAUCGAUCUUUGAUUGUGAACAAUAACUACCCAUCAACUAGUUUAAAAACUCCCUUAUCAAAACCAAGUCGAAACAAGAAACUCAUCCUACGGAGCACACCAGGUUCAACUAUCCAACGAUAUCGAAAUAAUGCUGGUCAGUCUAUUGUGGUCAUUGAUGGUAUUUCCUUUAUAGCCAUGGGGAAACGAUUGAUUCGACAGGAUUUAGAUCAAACUGGAAAAACGAAAUCUAAUGUACCUCGAGUUCUCAUUCGUCGUUUAAUCAAAAAGAAAAAGGUACGAUAUAAGAAGAGAGGCAAUGCUGUAUAUAUACGACAACCGGAUGGAUAUGAAAGACAAGGUAUACAUGGAAAAACGUUGGUAUUGAAGGAUUCGCAACAAGGCAAAAGAUAUUGUGGUACUUUUACAAGAUAUGGUACGUGUCCAAAUAAGACAAGAUGUGGGUUUAUCCAUGAUCCAAAUCAUCGAGCUGCAUGUGUUUCCUAUUUAUUCACCAAGACAUGUAGACAUAAUGAUGGUUGUCGCCAUUCACAUCAUCUGACGCCAGAGAAUGUUCCACAUUGUCGUCAUUUUCAACGUAUACGAUGUACCAAUGAUGAUUGUCCAUUUCAACAUGUUCGUGUGCGUCCUGAUGCUCCUCUUUGUCGUGCAUUUGGUGUAGAAGGAUAUUGUCCAAAGGGUUUGACUUGUAAACAACAACAUAUCAUUGUCUGUCCCACUUUUGCCGUACUAGGAAAAUGCUCAAAACCCAAAUGUCCAUUACCUCAUGUAAAUACAACUAACAAUAAAAAAGCGACAUUAAAGGCCAAACAACAAUGGAUUCGACCACAGUCAACAACAACAACAAUUCAUAAGAAAACUGAACAACAACAACAAGAAGAAGAAGAAGAUGGUUUUGUACCCUUGUUGGAUGAUGAUAAUACAGAUUGGAAUCAAUAUUUAAUCAAGAAUCCCAUGGAUGAUAUCAAAUCAUUACGAUUCAAUGAAGAAGAAGAAGAAGAAGAAGAUAAUGAAGACAGUAGCAACAAUGACACCGAUGAUGAGAUUGUUUAUGAAGAAAUAUCUGAUAAUGAAGAUGAUGAUGACAACAGCUCAAUGGACAAUGGAUCAAUGGAAGAAAUCUUUGAAGAAGUUUCCGAUAUGGAGGAUGACGAUGAAUGA